AUGGAUUCGAGUCAAAGGAGAAAGAGUGGGAUCAAUCUCCCAGCUGGGAUGUCGGAGACAUCUCUACGUCUCAACACCGGCGUCGGAUCUCCGUCUCCUCUUAUCAGAACCCUAUCGUCUCCGUCACCUCGAACAAUGUCGCCCCGAACCAUAUCCAAUUUGACGUCAUCUCCAUCGUCCAAAUCCACCGGAGCCUGCAGCGAUCGGUUCAUACCUUGUCGCUCGUCUUCCAGACUUCACACAUUCGGAUUACUGGAUAAAGCAUCGCCGGUGAAAGAAGGCGGAGGAGGGAACAAUGAGGCGUACUCGAGGUUAUUAAGAUGUGAAUUAUUUGGGCCUGAUUUUGGGUUUUCUUCUCCUGCAGGUACGACUAAAGGGUCGAGUUCGCCGGCGAGCAGUCCAAGCAAGAACAUGUUGCGGUUCAAGACGGAUAGUUCGGGUCAGAAUUCUCCCUAUUCGGGUUCAAUAUUGGGUCAGGAUAACGGGUUGAGUUCGGAGUCUGCAACUCCACCCAAGCCCCCUCGCAAGGUGCCAAAAACACCCCACAAGGUUUUGGACGCACCCUCGCUUCAAGACGAUUUCUACUUGAACCUUGUGGAUUGGUCAUCACAGAAUGUACUGGCGGUUGGGCUAGGCAGCUGCGUUUAUUUAUGGACCGCUACAACCGGCAAAGUGACCAAGUUGUGUGAUUUGGGUCCUAACGAUGGGGUCUGCUCCGUUCAAUGGACCCGAGAAGGGUCUUAUAUAUCUGUCGGUACCAGUCUUGGAAAAGUUCAGGUUUGGGAUGGGACUCAGUGCAAAAAGGUUCGAACCAUGGGAGGACAUCAAACAAGAACCGGCGUUUUGGCUUGGAGCUCACGUAUUUUAUCCUCCGGAAGUCGAGAUCGUAACAUACUUCAACACGAUCUUCGUGUCCCAAGUGACUACAUUAGUAAGCUUGUUGGCCAUAAAUCAGAGGUAUGUGGGCUUAAAUGGUCUCAUGAUGAUCGAGAACUAGCGUCCGGUGGAAACGACAAUCAGUUGUUGGUGUGGAAUCAGCAUUCCGCGCAGCCGCUUCUGAAACUGACCGAGCACACGGCUGCGGUCAAGGCGAUUGCAUGGUCACCGCACCAGAGCAACCUUCUGGUCUCAGGUGGUGGGACUGCUGACCGGUGCAUUCGGUUUUGGAACACGGGCAACGGGAACCAACUGAACCAUGUUGACACGGGGAGCCAGGUGUGUAAUCUGGCAUGGAGCAAGAAUGUGAAUGAACUGGUGAGCACACAUGGGUAUUCACAAAAUCAAAUAAUGGUGUGGAAAUAUCCGACAUUGGCAAAGGUUGCGACUCUAACUGGACAUAGCAUGAGAGUUCUGUAUCUAGCAAUGUCACCGGACGGUCAGACAAUAGUGACGGGGGCAGGUGAUGAAACACUCAGGUUUUGGAAUGUGUUUCCGUCUGUGAAAUCUCCGGCACCGGUAAGGGACUCGGGACUCUGGUCGUUGGGAAGAACUCAAAUCAGAUGAUGAUG
Messenger RNA from Cynara cardunculus var. scolymus (artichoke), 1508 nucleotides. Its product is annotated as protein FIZZY-RELATED 3. Lineage: Eukaryota; Viridiplantae; Streptophyta; Magnoliopsida; Asterales; Asteraceae. Gene Ontology annotation, cellular component: anaphase-promoting complex. Gene Ontology annotation, molecular function: anaphase-promoting complex binding; ubiquitin ligase activator activity; protein binding. The coding region runs from base 1 to 1503 and encodes 500 amino acids. The transcript is spliced from 7 exons. The record is from RefSeq and is a predicted model, not a curated record. Gene Ontology annotation, biological process: positive regulation of ubiquitin protein ligase activity; positive regulation of anaphase-promoting complex-dependent catabolic process; anaphase-promoting complex-dependent catabolic process.